UCCAAAGUACCGGCCCAGCCAACGACGCGACCAAGUACCCAGUACCUCGUCCCGAAAGCAACACCACUAUCACCACCUCCGGACAGACUGUUUAUAGGCUAUCUCCAUACGAGCAAUCGUACAUACUCCCUCGCUCAGCCCUCACGGCCGUGCAGUGUUUGCUUCCCACUUUGGUGCUCGAGCAGCAGCCACGCAUCCUGCGACUUGCUUACGCAGUGUUUCCAUCAGCAACAGCAGCAUUCAGCGAUCAAGUCCUCCCGGCUACCUGCAUACGCGUUGCAUGAUAAUAUCUACUACUUACUACCUAGCUAUACUGCACGGACGGAAGGUGUGAGGCCAUCUCUCUCUCGAUUCUCCCUCUCUAUCUUAAGAAGAAUAUCAACAUGAAGUUCUCCAGGAGCCUAAAGUCAUCAUCGCACUCUGUCCCCAGUCCAGACGGCCAACAUAUUGCGACUCUUCUCUCAUCCCUUGUCCAUAUCAGAGCCGUCCGCAGCCCGGAGGUUGUCAAUGUGAUCAAACUGCCCCAGGACUUUGCCGGCCCCAUUCUCGGUUUCCAGUGGUCACCGUCAUCACGCCUGUUGCUCAUAGCUGGACCUGAACAAGUUCGCGUUGUUUCUGCGCUUGACAGCAGCUUCCAUGCUGCCAUCCGAACCGCCUCUGUGCCCGGCACGAAGCCAGCUUAUGUUGGCUUUGGUGCCUCAGAUGCCGAGGUCUGCGUGAUCUCGUCAUACGGCCUGAAGUUCUCUCUGUUCGAUCUCACCUCGUCUAGGGUUGCCGAGAUCAACACCCCCAAGGUUUUUUCUCCUUCGUCCGCUUCUAGAUGCUUUUCUUUUCGGCCCCAAACACGUCAUCUUGCCUUGCUCUCCAGAGUCUCUGGCAAAGACCUAAUAAGCAUUCACUCAUAUCCGACCAGAGAGUUGCAGAGGUCAUGGGCUCCUGAUACCAUUGAUGCCCAGGGAAUUACAUGGAGCCCAGACGGACGAUGGCUUGUCGUCUGGGAAUCAGCUGCGCAGGGACACAAAGUAAUCUUCUAUACGUCAGAUGGACACUUGUUCAAGACCUGGUCAGGCCCUGCGAAUCCUUCAUUGGAGGACAGAGACUACGCCAUUGGAGCCGGCGUCAAGGCGCUUCAGCUGUCAGCCGAUGCCCGUUUCCUAGCUGUUGGCGAUUGUAGUCGGUCAGUGUGCAUUUUCAACAUGGCUUCCGUAACAGAGACUAUGCGCCUUCGUCAUCCAAAGUCUGUUGCUUCCACAGAGACACUCCAGGUCUGGCAAGAGCAGAUCGGCGUGUCGCAAACUGGCCCUAUCAUGCACACCUUCUUGCGGACUACGCAGGUCAUCUCCCCGGCGCCCCGGCUGCAGGACAACUCAGAGCCUGUGUCGGGCUGUGCGGCCAUCUCAUUCGAUCCCACGUCGGCACUCGUAGCCACACGGCUGGAAGACUCACCCGGCACGGUCUGGAUCUGGGAUCUGGAGGCCGCAGAGUUGCGUGCAGUGCUGCUCUUCCACGGGAACAUCAGCGUCCUGUCGUGGCAUCCUCAUGUUGCCGAGACACUUCUCAUUCGAUGCGAGGGCGAGCAAUACAAUGGUAUCGUCUUUGUGUGGGACCCUCUCUCAGAAGGGCCUCGAUCAGUUGACUUUUCCCAACACCUCCCUGGACUCAAAACAAGUGGCAAGCCCCGGGCCUCGUGGUUAGGGUCUGGUAUGGCAAGUGGUCCGUCGCUCUUCUUCUCAGACGCCCAGCAUUACGUACUGGGUUGUCUGAUCGAACUGGACGAAGUUGCACCUCCGUGGGCCAGCCACCACAGUCCGGAGCCGAGCUACGCAGCAGAGACACGGGAAGAGUCGCCGCUCGAACUGGUUCCGGCAGAACAGGACGGUCCAGACAGGGCCAGAGCCGUUGAAGACGACGACGAUGACUACAGCGAACUAGAGGACACCUUUGUGCACAAAAGGUAG
Molecule: messenger RNA, 1958 nt
Organism: Podospora pseudocomata
Lineage: Eukaryota; Fungi; Ascomycota; Sordariomycetes; Sordariales; Podosporaceae
Exons: 3
Coding region: 384-1958 (524 amino acids)
Biological process (GO): microtubule anchoring at mitotic spindle pole body
Cellular component (GO): mitotic spindle; MWP complex; microtubule organizing center
Molecular function (GO): protein binding
Source: RefSeq, a predicted model, not a curated record